Molecule: messenger RNA, 1208 nt
Organism: Perca flavescens (yellow perch)
Lineage: Eukaryota; Metazoa; Chordata; Actinopteri; Perciformes; Percidae
Gene: hsd17b10
Product: hydroxysteroid (17-beta) dehydrogenase 10
Exons: 6
Coding region: 63-845 (260 amino acids)
Biological process (GO): fatty acid metabolic process; androgen metabolic process; estrogen metabolic process
Cellular component (GO): mitochondrion
Molecular function (GO): estradiol 17-beta-dehydrogenase [NAD(P)+] activity
Source: RefSeq, a predicted model, not a curated record
UAAUGCACCGUUACGUUGCCAAUAGAUAAAAGCUCAUUAAGAAGAAGACAAGCCAGACCAACAUGGCGAACAUUCGGUGUGUCAAGGGUAUGGUUGGCCUCGUGACGGGCGGUGCGUCCGGUCUGGGCCGGGCCACUGUGGAGCGGCUGGUCCAGAACGGAGCGUCUGCGGUGAUCCUGGACCUGCCCUCGUCUGAUGGACCGGCUCUGGCAGCCAGUCUGGGGGACCGCUGUGCCUUCGCUCCUGCAGACGUGACGUCGGAGGCAGACGUGCAGUCAGCAGUGUCCCUGGCCAGAGAGAAGUUUGGGAAGCUGGACCUGGCGGUUAACUGUGCCGGCAUCGCCGUCGCUGUUAAAACGUACAACUUUAAGAAGGACCUCCCUCACAGCCUGGAGGACUUCCAGCGUGUCAUCAAUGUGAACAUAGCAGGAACCUUUAAUGUGAUCCGCCUGGCUGUGGGUGCGAUGGGGAAGAACGAGCCUGACGCUGAUGGACACCGAGGCUGCAUCAUCAACACGGCCAGCGUGGCUGCCUUUGAUGGGCAGGUUGGCCAAGCAGCAUAUUCGGCUUCUAAAGGUGGCAUCGUUGGAAUGACCCUCCCCAUCGCACGAGACCUGGCACCCAUGGGCAUCCGAGUCAUCACCAUAGCACCCGGUCUGUUCUCCACUCCCCUACUGGCUGGUCUCCCAGAGAAGGUGCGCUCCUUCCUUGCCCGCCAGGUGCCCUUCCCUUCGCGCCUGGGAGACCCUGCUGAGUUUGCCCACCUGGUGACCGCGCUGGCUGAGAACCCCAUGAUUAAUGGAGAGGUGAUCAGACUGGACGGAGCCAUUCGCAUGCAACCCUGAGAUGGACAGCCGGUGUCUGUCUGUCUGUCUGUCUGUCUGUCUGUCUGUCUGUCUGUCUGUCUGUCUGCGGGGCCACAAAAACAAGGCAUUGAUCACCACCUUCCUCAAAUUAAGAACACUUUUAUGUCUGAGUAUGCGUGUGCCUGGCUACCUGGUGUAGUUUUGUUGUAGAAAGCUGCAUACGGUAAACAUAAACUGUGAUGGAUCAGAAACACCAUUUAUCAAGUUUGUGUGAGAGAAAGUGUGUAAAAAAUGUCUGUACAUCAUUCAGAGCAUUGCAGUACUUUAUGAACUCCACCUUGGUUGUUUUGUAAACUAAUCCAGAUUAUAAUAAACCUCCGAUGGGUUUGAUGAUCUAUUUCA